CCCUCCUCCUCCUCCCCCUCAGCAGCGAUGCCAGCGAAUUUAAAUUAGCGUCAUUCGGACAUUACUUGUGUCCCCCCCGAAUUCUGACCUCGCGUUGUUUCACCGAACGGAUUUGGUUUCAUUUAUUACCGUGGGAUUAACCGGCGUUAUCCAGAGAGAGGCCGGAGAUUUGUUUCGCGCAGGGCGGGGAGGAGCAUUAUUAUCGGGGGGAGUCUUUCGCCUCCUCCGCCAGUAUGCUCCUGUAACAAGUCAAGAUAGAAACAAGAGCGAGGACGGAGACAAUGCGCCCGUAAAGCAUGGACGUGGAGGUGAGUGCCGGGCUGGGGGGCAGCACCAGGAGGAGAGCAGCGCAAGAUUGCGUUCCAGUCGGAGGAGGAGUGGGCGGAAGCGUGGAGGUUCUGGUCGUACCUCCAGACCUGUACGACUCUGCCAGGGCCAAAAUAGAAGCAAAUCUCCGCUGGCUGCUGGCCAAAGCUUAUGGCGUCGCAGACCACAUCCCCGAGGACCUGCAGGACCCGUUCUACACGGACCAGUAUGAGCAGGAGCACAUCAAGCCCCCGGUCAUUCACCUACUGCUGUCCGGGGAGAUCUACUGCAGGGUGUGCGGACUUAUCCUGCGGGCCGAGCAGUCCGCCUCCCUCCGAAGCCAUCAGUCCGUGCUCCAGGCCCUGUCCGCAAGGGGCAUCCACGUGCGGGACUCGGACGACGUGCACGUCUCCGCUCUCGAUCUCAGUUCGACCCCUGUCAAGAUGAGCUGCCACAUGCAGCUGAUCGACGCCCUCAUGAUGGCCUACACAACGGAGAUGAUCAGCGUGGAGAAGGUGGUGGCCAGCGUCAAGCGAUUCUCCAACUUCAGUGCCUCGAAGGAGCGUCCGCUGGACCUGGAGAACGCCAUGGUCCUUUGGGUCAACAAGGUGAACACAAAGAUGAGGGCUAUCUCCGAAAAAGAAAUGAAGACGAAGCAGCACCUGCUGGACACACCAAACCAUCAGAAGCCUGACAUAUUGCAUGCGCUGGCCCAUUGUGUGUUGGAGCCUGUGGAGUUUUCCCGAGUGGUACGCUAUCGCAGGGAGCACCUCUCACGUCGAGCACUUCAGCACUUCUCCCUGGUGGACGACCUGUGCAAAGACGUGUGUGACGGUGCUGCUCUUCUGGCCCUGAUCCACUUCUACUGCCCCAAACUCGUGAGACUCGAAGAUAUCUGCCUGAAGCACAUGGCCUCCAUAGCUGACAGCAUGUACAACAUCCAGUUGCUGAAGGAGUUUUCCAAUGAGUACUUGAACAAGUGCUUCUAUCUGAAGGCUGAGGACAUGUUGUAUUGCUCUCCAGUGCUGAGGAAUAAUGUGAUGGUGUUCAUCGCCGAACUCUUCUGGUGGUUCGAGAUUGUGAAGCCGGACUUCGUGCAGCCCAGGGACCUUAAAGAAAUCAGAGAUGCACGGGUACUGCUGAUGCCCAAGGCCUCUCAAUCCCCCACGCCCAUCAGUUACACCAAACGUAGCUUCCCGACCACAUCGAGCGAUGCCGAAGUGUUGACCGCGCCUUUAAGCUCCGACUUUAGCACUGCCAGCUUUGCUCACUCUUUAGUGCCUCCAAGACAGAGAAGACGGAGGGGAGUUGAGGACGACGCUACAGCGAGGAACCAGCGCGGCUCUCCGGCGCGUAAAGAUGAGAGGCCACAGGGUUUAUCGCAGGUCCGGCCAGAGGGGAGGCAGAGGCCUUUGUCCCUGCCGGCACCCUACGCCUUGCAUUUCCCCAAUCAGGAGGACGACGCUGACAAUAUCCGUCUGGUUCGCUCGAGCAUUAUGACACCCAGCCACGUGCUCGUGGGUUCAGGUCGCCCGCUGCACGAGCACAGACUGGGCGGACAAGGCCUCCUCAGCCACAUUCAGAUCGAGGACGAAGAGGAGAUCUUAGAGGAGGAGGAGCUGGUCGCCGUGGUACACCCCGCUGCUUUCCCCCGACGUCCCCACAGGAGCGACAUCGAGCUGGAUGAACUGGAAACCCCCCACACGAUCUCACCACGGAGGGUUUCGAAUACUCUCGACUUGGACAUGGUAACACCGGACGUGCAGGCGGGAAGCUACUACCUGGAGCCUCUCAUGCCAGCCGUCCCUAAGCCAGCCAAAGAGAAAAGCAUCAGCCUUAACAAGGACGAGGAGAGCGGGGAGAGUCGCACCAGGCCGGGGCUGUGCGGUCUCAAUGCAGCCGCGGAUGUUCCACAUAAAUCACACAGGAAGUCAACACUAUCCCAAUGUCGUAAAUAUGCGUUGAAACCCGUAACCGUGGUAAAGUCCAUCCCCAGUCGGGAAGGCUUGACACAUACUUUACUCUCUGAGAAAACACAACCACAAGGGUUUUUCCUUCACUCGUCCGGAGAGUCAGAGUGUCACAGUCAUCUUUCCUCCGAUGCAGAAUUAGGGCAAGACUCGGACUCGGACAUUGCAGGCUUUGAGGAAGAUGACGAGGAUGUGGACCUGUACGAGGCAAGCAGGGAAAAAGGAAUCUGCUUACUGCGAGAAUUCUCAGAGGUUGAGUCCUUGAAGCUGAGAGAAGACCUAAAGGUGAGUGAGCGAGAUGACAAAGAAGACUGGAGUGGACGCUCCAGCCCAUGCGUCAGUACCACGUCCUGCGCAAGCAGCUGCAGCGUUUCGGGAGGUGCCAGUGUCAGAAUGACCAGCUUUGCCGAAAGGAAGUUGCUCAAACUCAGCCUCCGUGACGGGUUCUCCAGCGCCAGCAGCUCGCAGAAGACAACGCCCGACCACUCUGAGAUUACUUCUUGCGCUGCCUGGCAGCUGAAGACCGAAGGUAGUCCCGGAUGGCAGGCGAAAGACUCAACGUCUGGCGUGAGGAAGACUAUGAUGGCGAGUCCCCCGGUCGUGCCUUCAGAGCUGCUGCAGCUCCACAUGCAGCUAGAAGAGCAAAGGCGGGCUAUCGAGUAUCAAAAGAAGAAGAUGGAGACCUUGUCGGCGCGGCAGCGGCUGAAACUCGGCAAAGCUGCGUUCUUGAAUAUCGUGAAGAAGGGAGAAGGGAGGAGCGACACACUCCCUCUUCCUCUCAAACAUUCGCCUUCCGUCGAACUGUCUGGACCUCAGAAAGCGAAAAGCUCCUGCUGCAAGGACGACUCUUGUCUUGAGGUGCUGAAGGUGGAGGCAAAGGCGGAAGGAAGACCGAUGCAUCGAGACAAUCGGUUAAACGCCUCGGCUCAGGACAGCGGUUCCGAGUCGGACGUGAGCGACCGGAACCGGUCCAUAGAUCUCCUCAACGAGGCCAUCAGCGUUAUCCAGCAGCAGAUGACGCAGCUCUCAUUGCAGCAAGACCUGCUGAUGAAGAAGAAUGUGGCCCCGUCUGUGGAACCCAGAGAACCGGACCUGAAACCAACUGCGACCACUCCGCAGUCCCCCACCUCAGACCCCAGAUCCUUUGCCGUCCACUUUGUUGACUUCAAUGACAGCAGUUGCGCUCCCACCCGCCGUCCCCCCAAGCUGAGCUCUAGCCAGCGAAGCAAAGCCUCCGAGCCGAAGCAGAGUAACAAGAACAGCAAAGCGUCUGACACGGAAGCUGAAAAAAACGGUGUAGGAAGCCUGGAUGCCGAAAGUUCCAGGACGGAUAGAAACUUCAGAAGACGCACAACCUUCAGAGUCCAAAACGACCAAGACGGCCCCACAGAGGAAGCCAGCCUCCCUCCUGGAAAUGUUCAGUCAGAGGACACGACGGCCUCCGAUACCGCUAUCGAUCCGUCACAUUGCGCUGAGGACGACGAGGUUGACAUCUCAGGGACAGAAUCUACGGAUGGAAGCAAAACCACCAAGGGAAAAGGGCUCCUGAUCGAGGUCGACCUAACGGAGCUGAAGGAGCCCGCGGAGGGCGCGAGUGUCGACAUCACAGACGGCGAACGCAAGAACGUGCUAGGCUUCUUCUUUAAGGACGACGAGAAGGCCGAGGACGAGAUGGCCAAACGUCGCGCCGCCUUCAUGCUCAAACAGCAGCGCAAAGCCGAAGAGGCCCGGAUACGCAAGCAGCAGCAGGAAGCGGACAGCGAGCUCAAGCGCGACGAGGCCAGGCGCAAGGCAGAGGAGGACCGUGUUCGGAAAGAGGAGGAGAAGGCCAGACGAGAGCUGAUCAAGCAGGAGUACCUUCGCCGGAAGCAGCAGGCGCUGUUGGAAGAGCAGGGUCAGGUUAAGCCGAGCCCCAGGUUCAAGUCCCGCAGGAACAGACCCAAAUCGCUGCACCGGGGCGAGUUCAGCAGCCCCUGUAAAGGAUCGGCCACACCUGACUUGAGCUGCAGCCUUCGAGGGUCGACGCUGUCUUUGGCCACGGAGGCGGACAGCAUCAUCUCCGAAGAGGCCGAAUCGCACAGGGCUGAGUCCGUCUGCUCCAUGGACUCCUUCCCCGCGCUGAGCCGAACCUCCAGCAGGAACCUGGAGCGCGACUGGGAGAGCGGCUCCAUCGCCUCCUCCAUCACUUCCACAGAGUACAAUGGGCCCAAACUUUUCAAAGAGCCCAGCUCCAAGUCCAACAAGCCCAUCAUCAUCAACGCCAUCGCACACUGCUGCCUGGCGGGAAAAGUGAACGAGGCCCAGAAGAACGUCCUUCUGGAGGAACUGGAAAAGUGCGAGUCCAAUCACCUGAUCAUCCUCUUUCGGGACGGCGGCUGCCAGUUCCGCGCCGUGUACUCGUACUCGCCGGAGACGGAGGAGAUCGUCAAGUUCACGGGCACGGGGCCGCGCGUCAUCGGCCACAAGAUGAUCGACCGGCUCUACAAGUACAGCUCGGACCGCAAGCAGUUCAACGUCAUCCCGGCCAAGUCGGUGUCGGUCAGCGUGGACGCGUUGACCAUCCACAACCACUUGUGGCAGGCCAAAAGGCCCGGCAGCGCGCGCAGGAAGUGACACGCGGUCGCUCGCUAUUUGCGUUAUUGUUCCGUUUAACGUCAGUUGGGCCGGACCGGACGCGUUCAGACUAAACGCUCAAAGAGGAGUCCACGGAGGAUUAGAAAUACUUCAAAAUGCGCAACGUACAUGAUCGUUGGCGUUGAUUUCAUUCUUUCGAGCUCCGUGAUUGGUCCGAACGCAUCGGAAGCUAACAUGGCCGACGUGCUGGUAGUGGGUCAGCGCGGCCAUCUUGCUGCCGUCUUUCCCAAUCGGUAUUGAGCCAAAGCGCCUAUUUUACAUGAUUAAAAUCUGACAGCGCAGCACCAAACAAUAUGUAUACAGCUCAGCAAAAAAAAAAAAUUAAACAAACACAAAAAAAAGGGACUUUGUUUUUUUUUUUACCAUUUUUCAUUUUCUACAGAAAAAUACUUUAAAUGGAAAUAUUUGUGUUUGGAAUUUGGGAGGUUUUUUUGUCAGUUUACAGAGUGAAACCUAAACGUUGAUGUAAUGUCAGAGCUGGAUAUUAAAAAUAUAUAUAUUUAAUUGUAUUACAAUUUACUUACAAAUGUACUUAGCGUGAAAUCUGGGCCACAAACGCUAAUAUUCGGUUGUACAAAUGGCUUCAGCGAGCUCGCGGAAGAGCAAUGAAUUGUUCUGCUCUACGUUGCCGCUCUAGAUGGAUGAACAAACGUAGAGUAUUUGUCGUAAAUCCUAAAUAAUUACCACCCGGUGAUCCGUGAUGAUCGGCGCACGUGAGAGUACAAAACGGGAGACGCUAACCCAACGCACAAUUUGAUCUGUUCGUUGAUUGUAAUUCUGCAUGUCACGCUUGGUCCUGCGUUUUUUUUUUUUUUUUUUUGGGGGGGGUAUUCUAUUUGACGGACUGAUUGUCUCGUUGCGACCAAGUUGGACCUUUUCGUAACCAACGCUGCUUCAUCCUCUCCGGGCGGUGAUUCUGACUUUUGACCUUAUUUAUCUAUUUAUUGCUGCUGUUUUCUAGCAAGAUAAACAUUUGUACUGCUGGGGGGGGGGGGGGUCGAUUUGGUGCCGUCUGAGAUGCUUGACGGGCUCACGAGUAUUUUUUUUGGCGACCUCUCACGUGAGAACAACGUUGAAGUGUAGCUUGAAAUGCUCAAUAAUUUGCCUGCUCGUUCCCUGGUCAAUUGGAACGUGAUGGCGAACAAAACAGUACAAUUACUUGAUUUAUUUUAUUUUUCUUUUGCUGCAUUUUGUAUAUUUUUAGUCGUAUAUUUUGUACCAGUUAAAGAAACUAAAUGGGGGAAAAAAACAGGCACAGUUAUGAGGUUUAUUCUGUUGCAGUCCCAUUUUAUUGUGUCCUUUAUUGUGCAUUAAUGUCUUUAAAAAAAAAAAAUCAAUAAAAUACAGUUUAAUAUGUAAAUGAGCCUGUUGCUUUACAAAUACAAGUACUGUCUGUGUAAAUAACCUACCAUACUUUCCGGCCUAUAGAGCGCACCUGAUUGUAAGCCUCACCGAGUACAUUUGUAAAGGAAAUACCAUUUGGUACAUACAUAAGCCGCACCUGUAUAAAAGCCGCAAGUGCCCACAUUGAAACACGAGAUAUUUACAAAGAUGGUACACAGAAAGAGUUUUCAAUGUUUUACUACCUUAGCUUAGCUUAACAUAGCAACAGCACGGUAGCACGAACAGGGCUGGUUAAAAAAAAAAAACUCGGCAGCUACACAGUAGCAACAAAGUAGCGCAGCACUAAAAGGGCUGGUUAAAAAAAAAUACCUAAAUCACUAAGACGCAGAAGCUAACGCUAGCAUGGUGCUAACAGGGCCGGUAAAAAAAAAAAAAAAACACAC
This is a messenger RNA of Syngnathoides biaculeatus (alligator pipefish), 6697 nucleotides long. RefSeq names its product calmodulin-regulated spectrin-associated protein 1-B-like. Lineage: Eukaryota; Metazoa; Chordata; Actinopteri; Syngnathiformes; Syngnathidae. Gene Ontology annotation, cellular component: microtubule minus-end. The coding region runs from base 297 to 4889 and encodes 1530 amino acids. The transcript has 19 exons. The record is from RefSeq and is a predicted model, not a curated record. Gene Ontology annotation, molecular function: spectrin binding; calmodulin binding; microtubule minus-end binding. Gene Ontology annotation, biological process: cytoplasmic microtubule organization; neuron projection development; negative regulation of microtubule depolymerization.